Messenger RNA from Kazachstania africana CBS 2517, 417 nucleotides. RefSeq names its product cornichon family protein (gene ERV14). Bases 1 to 417 code for a protein of 138 amino acids. Gene Ontology annotation, biological process: endoplasmic reticulum to Golgi vesicle-mediated transport. NCBI's taxonomy places the organism in Eukaryota, Fungi, Ascomycota, Saccharomycetes, Saccharomycetales, Saccharomycetaceae. The transcript has a single exon. Gene Ontology annotation, cellular component: COPII-coated ER to Golgi transport vesicle; endoplasmic reticulum membrane. The record is from RefSeq and is a predicted model, not a curated record.
AUGGGUGCCUGGUUAUUUAUUUUUGCUGUUAUAGCAAACUGUAUCAAUUUAUUUGGACAAGUUCAUUUCACUAUAUUAUAUGCUGAUUUAGAAGCAGAUUAUAUCAACCCAAUUGAAUUAUGCUCAAAAGUGAAUAAGUUAAUCAUGCCAGAAGCCGCUUUACAUGCAUUCAUAAGUUUAUUAUUUUUAGUAAACGGGUACUGGUUCGUCUUUUUGGUAAACUUACCAGUUUUAGCCUAUAACUUGAACAAAAUUUACACUAAAGUUCAAUUAUUAGAUGCUACUGAAAUUUUCAGGACCUUAGGUAAACAUAAGAGAGAGAGUUUCUUGAAAUUAGGUUUCCAUCUAUUGAUGUUCUUCUUCUACUUAUACAGAAUGAUCAUGGCUUUAAUCGAUGAAGGUGGUAACGACUAUUAG